GUCAGCUUCAUUACGGCCUUUGAGACUUCCGACAGGGAUUCUAAUCAUGUCUGAUAAAAGUGAACUGAAAGCAGAAUUGGAGCGCAAGAAGCAACGCUUGGCUCAAAUCCGAGAGGAGAAAAAGAGAAAAGAGGAAGAAAGAAAGAAAAAGGAAACGGAUCAGAAGAAAGAAGCUCUUCCUAUACAAGACGAAUCUGACCUUGAAAAGAAGAGAAGGGAAGCUGAAGCCUUGCUUCAAAGCAUGGGUUUAACCCCUGAGGCUCCAAUGGCUGUGCAACCUCUGCGACUAGUAACAGCGGAUACCUGUCUGUUUCACUAUUUAGUCCCUCCUCCAAUGUCUCCAUCCUCCAAAUCUGUGAGCACCCCAAGUGAGGCCGGAAGCCAAGAUUCCGGGGACGGUGCUGUUGGUUCUAGGACGCUGCAUUGGGAUACUGAUCCAUCUGUUCUUCAGCUGCAUUCUGAUUCCGAUCUGGGACGUGGGCCCAUUAAACUGGCAAUGUCAAAAAUUACGCAAGUUGACUUUCCCCCUCGAGAAACGGUCACAUAUACAAAGGAGACCCAGACACCAGUUGUGACUCAACCAAAGGAAGAUGAGGAAGAUGAAGAGGAUGCAGUGGUACAAAAACCACCAGUCGAACCUGAAGAAGAAAAAACGUUGAAAAAAGAGGAGGAGGAGGAAGCUGCCCCUCAUGAGCUGACAGAAGAAGAAAAACAACAAAUUUUGCAUUCUGAGGAAUUUUUGAGCUUCUUUGACCAAUCUACUAGGAUUGUAGAAAGAGCUCUCUCUGAGCAAAUUAACAUUUUCUUUGACUACAGUGGGCGAGACUUGGAAGAGAAAGAGGGGGAAAUUCAGGCAGGUGCUAAGCUCUCCUUAAACAGGCAGUUUUUUGACGAACGCUGGUCAAAGCAUCGGGUUGUGAGUUGCUUGGACUGGUCAUCUCAGUACCCAGAGUUGCUGGUUGCCUCCUAUAACAACAACGAAGAUGCUCCUCAUGAGCCUGAUGGGGUGGCCCUGGUGUGGAAUAUGAAAUACAAAAAAACAACUCCGGAGUACGUCUUCCACUGCCAGUCGGCUGUGAUGUCCGCUACAUUUGCAAAAUUUCAUCCCAAUUUGGUGGUCGGUGGCACAUAUUCGGGGCAGAUUGUGCUGUGGGAUAACCGCAGCAGUAAGCGAACUCCGGUUCAGAGAACUCCCCUUUCAGCUGCUGCUCACACGCAUCCUGUGUACUGUGUGAAUGUGGUUGGGACGCAGAAUGCUCAUAACCUCAUCAGCAUUUCAACUGACGGAAAGAUCUGCUCAUGGAGCCUGGACAUGCUCUCACAGCCUCAGGAUAGCAUGGAGCUAGUCCAUAAGCAAUCCAAAGCUGUGGCGGUCACUUGUAUGUCUUUCCCUGUUGGAGAUGUCAAUAACUUUGUUGUUGGAAGUGAGGAAGGCUCUGUGUACACAGCAUGUCGUCAUGGCAGUAAAGCCGGGAUCAGUGAGAUGUUUGAAGGUCACCAGGGACCGAUUACAGGCAUCCAUUGCCAUGCUGCUGUUGGACCUGUGGAUUUCUCUCAUCUUUUUGUCACUUCUUCUUUUGACUGGACUGUAAAGCUUUGGACGACUAAGAACAACAAGCCCCUGUAUUCAUUUGAAGACAACUCAGACUAUGUUUAUGAUGUGAUGUGGUCUCCCACCCACCCUGCCCUCUUUGCUUGCGUAGAUGGAAUGGGCAGGCUGGACCUGUGGAAUCUCAACAAUGAUACAGAGGUGCCAACAGCGAGCAUCGUUGUGGAAGGGAAUCCUGCUCUGAAUCGUGUGAGAUGGACCAAUUCUGGACGUGAAAUUGCUGUUGGAGAUUCUGAUGGUCAAAUAGUGAUUUACGAUGUGGGAGAGCAAAUUGCUGUUCCCCGAAAUGAUGAAUGGACGCGUUUUGGCCGAACAUUAGCAGAAAUUAAUGCCAACCGAGCUGAUGCAGAAGAGGAGGCAGCAACUCGCAUUCCUUCCUAGAUAGGACCUAGUAGUGAAUUGGGGAGUGGGUAAGAGAGGGCUUCAGAGUAGUAGCAUGCGUUAGCCUACAGAGGAAAGAGAAUAU
Euleptes europaea (tarantolino) is the source of this 2075-nucleotide messenger RNA. It is a transcript of the gene DYNC1I2, whose product is annotated as dynein cytoplasmic 1 intermediate chain 2. Gene Ontology annotation, cellular component: cytoplasmic dynein complex. The transcript has 17 exons. Gene Ontology annotation, biological process: transport along microtubule. The coding region runs from base 47 to 1990 and encodes 647 amino acids. The record is from RefSeq and is a predicted model, not a curated record. Gene Ontology annotation, molecular function: dynein heavy chain binding; dynein light chain binding. NCBI's taxonomy places the organism in Eukaryota, Metazoa, Chordata, Lepidosauria, Squamata, Sphaerodactylidae.